Messenger RNA from Cooperia oncophora, 1320 nucleotides. NCBI's taxonomy places the organism in Eukaryota, Metazoa, Nematoda, Chromadorea, Rhabditida, Trichostrongylidae. The record is from the annotation of a GenBank genome assembly.
AUGGCCGCUUCCAAGCCCGCCUACAAGGUCGCUGAUAUCGGCCUAGCCGAUUUUGGUCGUAAGAGAUCAUCAUCGCUGAGACAUCGAAUAUGGCCUGGAACUGGAUGGCGAUGCCGUGCGAAGUAUGGUCCAACCAAGCCGUUGAAGGGUGCCCGUAUUGCUGGAUGCCUUCACAUGACCAUCCAGACGGCAGUUCUUAUCGAGACUCUUAUCGAGCUUGGUGCUGAGGUGCAAUGGUCGUCAUGCAACAUUUUCUCUACUCAAGACCAUGCUGCUGCCGCUAUUGCUGCUACUGGCGUUCCAGUCUAUGCCUGGAAGGGCGAGACCGACGAAGAAUACGAGUGGUGCAUUGAGCAGACUCUCGUCUUCAAGGAUGGUCAACCCCUUAACAUGAUCCUUGACGAUGGAGGUGAUCUCACCAACCUUGUUCACCAGAAGUACCCACAGUACCUUGAAGGUAUUCGUGGAUUGUCCGAAGAGACUACGACUGGAGUUCAUAACCUCGCCAAGAUGCUCGAGAAGGGAGAACUGAAGGUCCCAGCAAUCAAUGUCAACGACUCCGUCACAAAAUCCAAGUUCGAUAACCUCUACGGAAUCCGCGAGUCACUGCCUGAUGGUAUCAAGCGCGCCACUGAUGUCAUGCUUGCCGGAAAGGUGUCCGUUGUUUGCGGAUACGGUGAUGUCGGAAAGGGAUCAGCUGCGUCACUGAAAGCGUUCGGUUCGCGCGUUAUCGUGACCGAAAUCGAUCCCAUCAAUGCUCUUCAAGCCGCUAUGGAGGGUUACGAGGUGACCACCUUGGACGAGGCCGCUCCUAGGGCUAAUAUCGUUGUCACUACAACCGGCUGCAAGGACAUCGUUCUUGGCCGACAUAUGGAACAGCUACCUGAGGACGCUAUUGUGUGCAACGUUGGACACUUCGAUUGCGAGAUCGAUGUGAAAUGGCUGAAUGAGAAUGCUGUCAGCAAGGAAGUUGUCAAGCCUCAGGUCGAUCGCUACCUCAUGAAGAACGGUCGCCACAUUAUCCUGCUUGCCGAGGGUCGUCUUGUAAACUUGGGCUGUGCUACUGGUCACCCAUCGUUUGUCAUGUCGAACUCUUUCACCAACCAAGUUCUGGCCCAGAUUGAACUCUGGACCAAAUACGGUACCCCCGAAGAGUACAAAGUUGGUCUGUACGUGCUACCUAAGAAACUCGACGAGGAGGUCGCACGAUUGCAUCUGGAUCAGCUCGGUGUGAAGCUUACGAAGCUUACCGAAGAACAAUCCGCAUACCUUGGUGUGCCUAUUGACGGUCCUUACAAGCCUGACCAUUAUAGGUAUUAA